Molecule: messenger RNA, 2594 nt
Organism: Cygnus olor (mute swan)
Lineage: Eukaryota; Metazoa; Chordata; Aves; Anseriformes; Anatidae
Gene: PCP4
Product: Purkinje cell protein 4
Exons: 3
Coding region: 94-279 (61 amino acids)
Cellular component (GO): cytoplasm
Molecular function (GO): calcium ion binding; calmodulin binding
Source: RefSeq, a predicted model, not a curated record
CCGGGCGCGCGGCGCCGCUUCUUAAAGGGCGACGCGGGGCAGCGGGCGCGCGGCGCGGUGCGGGGUGGGUGCUGCCGGCGGGGUGCGGGCGAGAUGAGCGAGAGACAAGGAACUGGAGCUACAAAUGGAAAAGACAAGACAUCUGGUGAGAAUGAUGGACAGAAGAAGGUUCAAGAAGAAUUUGACAUAGACAUGGACGCACCAGAGACAGAGCGGCGCGUGGCGAUACAGUCCCAGUUCAGGAAAUUCCAGAAGAAAAAAGCGGGGUCCCAGUCCUAGUAGCUACCUCACAGCUUAAAUCAAAGUAAUCCUGAAAUGAUUUAUCAAGAAAAUCAGAAAUAACGCAAAGAUGCAUGUACAGAAAUGAUCAAUAUUUAAAACCCCAUUGGCAGAUAACAAACAUGAGCUUGUGUGUGACUUCAUCCCAGGUGCUUCACACCCAUUAUACUCUGUAACCUCACCAUUUUACUUGAUGUUGUAAUAAAAAGUUAGGGUGAAGUAAUUAAAGUGUCUGCCUUCAUCUGUCUUUUCACAUUAAUCCAGCAAGCAUGGUGUUACAGAUGAACCCGGCCCAGAUGCCUAUUUUCCUCUUCACUUAAAGCUUGGAGACAUAACAGCACCGUAUGUUACAAGGCUUUUGCUGAGGGACGAAAGCACGUGCCUCAGCUGUGCUUACCUCAUUUGAGAAAUUCCUGCUGCCAGCCAAAUGUGACACUAAAAUUACUUUUCUGUAAUGAGCUUAAAGUAAAAAGUUGCAGACAGAAGCUGGCACGAAGAGAAGAGGUGUAGGAAGCCAUAAGCUUUUAUUUUUGUCUUGCAUUAUGUCAAUAAAGUGGCUUAAGUGAGAAAAAUUGUCAUUUUCCUCCCUCUUUGGAUGAUGAUGUUCAAAUUGCCCAGCUUGGAUGCGCAUUGACUUAUGGAGAAGAAAAAUAAGCAAAAUACAAAAGCAAAUCCAAUUCCAGAAAGCUUUGGAAGGCUUUUUUUUUUUUUUUUUUUUUUUACACUAUUAGUAAAAAUACCAACUGCUCCUCUAAACUGUUUUGAUGCAGCUGUUUACCCUCUACAUACUCAGUAAUUAUUUCUAUGCCAUCUCUGUCUUUUCAUAUUAUUUCAGUAUUUGAUGAGUAAAUCAUAAGACUCCCUGUCUCUAUCUAUGCUACUUGUAAUUUAAAGUGAUUUGUAUGAGCCCCUUACUCUAUCACUAUGUUAGCCCAGUUUCUGAUUAAUAGAAAACAGCCACAACAAUUUCAAUUUUCUCCCUGCUGCAAAAGAGCACAGACCAAUUCCAGACAGAACCUAUGUAAGGAUCUUGCCUGGCUUCAGACGUGAUCAGGAAUUAGCUGCCUAUAUAGUGCACAGGAAGGUUCAGAAAAGAUUUUAAAAGUAGCUUUUACUCAAGAAAAGGGAGCUAUUUAGAUGGAGCAACUUGGCAUGCACUGCACAGAUACAUCAAAAAUCCCAUCCUCGCUUCAUCAGCAGGUUUAGGGGGGUCCAAUAGGCAUCUUCAUCCCUGGGGAAAUCAGAGACAGACAUGUUUUCUAAAGGACUGGAGUUUAUAGCAGUUCUUCAAGAUAGCAGCAUGAGCCUCACCUCUAGGCUGGUGGAGGCAGGCAUACUGGCUGAGCAGUGGCAGCCUGCCUACCCUUAACUGAACAGCCUGAAGUUGAGAUUGCUUCAAGUGUGGAGAGGUUAAGGUAUAAUUCCCAGCUGUCUAGAGGCAUUCAUUUCCUCCUCUUCCCACCUCCCACAGGCAUAUUCUGAUCACCAGGGACAGAUCGUCAGGCCUCUCGUAUAAAUUGGAAGCUACCAGUAAGGGGUGGGCAUAGAGGGAAAGGAAAUAUCUCAUGCUGGUGGCGAUCACUUUCUAUGAGAACCCCCCAUAGCAGCGAUACUGACAAGGUGUAGAGCUGUGAGUGAAAGCCAGACUGCAAGAUUGCGGAGGGAAGGCCCUCAGAUUUACACAGGUUAAGGCACUUAUGGUGCUGGGCAACAAUUUAGUGAGAAGUCAAAAUGUGAUGGUCAGUGUUAGGAACUCUGGUACCAUGCUGGGUAGGGGGUCCCCUCAGAAAUACUGGGCAGAGGAAGUCUGGAUGGAUCCCGUGAGCAAUGCAGAAGGAAUACGCAGAGAGAGCAUGUGAGGUAUUUAAUACACACAGCAAAAUGGGGCAGGAAUGGACAGGACUUUUAAGAUCUUUGUUCAGGGAUAAGACCCUAAGUGCUGCCCAGACCCUGCCUUAGGCACCUCUGUCUGUUAGACCCUGGCCAUAUGCCUGACUCACUGCACAACACCUGUGAAGUCAGCAUUCUCCAAGCUGCAACUGAGUGCUGCCACUCCAGGAGCAUAUUUUAGCAUCGCUGUUGCUCUGCAUUUAUGAAUUUCACAAAUAAAUCUCUAACAACACUGCUGCUGUGCUCUAAGUGUAGUUUCUGGAGGCUACAGAUUCUCCACUUACCUUUCACAGAGACUGCUCACCAUCUAAUAAUCACCUCAGUGUAAUAAUUUAAAAAUUGUAAUGGGUUUGGAUUGUGUUGGUGCCAUUUUGUUUAAAUGAACAUAUGUCUGUAAUAAAGGACUACAUUUGCGUUCUGCAUUA